AUGCGGCGUUUCUGUUUCGCAGUACUUGCAGGCACGGCUGCAGCCGUGCCUGCGCUCUUUACAGAGGCACAAGCCGCCAGCAACAAGGCAUUUUCGGCCGUCGACUGCUCGGAGCAGAUGAACAAGGAGAGAGAACCUAUGGGGUUUCCUAAGUUCACUGUUCUUGAUACAAAGACAGGUGCUGAGGCAGAGAAUACGGUUAAUACAUCUAAGCUUUGUGAAACUAUAAAAGCG
Eimeria maxima is the source of this 234-nucleotide messenger RNA. Its product is annotated as SAG family member. The annotation marks the transcript as partial. NCBI's taxonomy places the organism in Eukaryota, Apicomplexa, Conoidasida, Eucoccidiorida, Eimeriidae. The transcript has 2 exons. The record is from RefSeq and is a predicted model, not a curated record.